Symsagittifera roscoffensis is the source of this 661-nucleotide messenger RNA. RefSeq names its product dihydroanticapsin 7-dehydrogenase-like. NCBI's taxonomy places the organism in Eukaryota, Metazoa, Xenacoelomorpha, Acoela, Convolutidae. Gene Ontology annotation, molecular function: oxidoreductase activity. Bases 1 to 615 code for a protein of 204 amino acids. The transcript has 2 exons. The record is from RefSeq and is a predicted model, not a curated record.
AUGAAGAAAGAAAACGUAAUAGUAGUUGCAGGAGAUAUUACACAGGAAGCUACAUGUUCUAACAUUGUUAACACAACAGCCGAAGUUUUCAAACGAAUUGACAUCGUUGUCAACAACGCGGGUGUUUUAACUUUUGGAAUGCAAGAAGAAACCCCUUUUGAACAAUUUGAUCGAACAAUGAACACCAACGUUCGAUCUGCUGUAAUGCUUACAAAAUUUUGCAUCCCUCAUCUCCGAAAAAGUAAAGGGUCUGUUGUAAAUGUUUCAUCAAUUGGCGGACUUAAUUCGUUCUCCGGUGUAGGAAACUACUGCAUGUCCAAAGCUGCGUUAGAUAUGUACACAAAAUGUCUUGCGCUAGAACUAGCUGCUGACAAUGUUCGAGUGAAUUCAGUGAAUCCAGGAAUGAUUGACACAGCUAUUUUCGGUAGAGCUGGGAUAUUGGACAAGGAUUAUGCAGCGUUUUUAGAAGAAGGCGCCAAAACACAUCCGUUGGGACGCAUCGGAACAGUGGACGAAUGUGCAGAUUGUAUAUGCUUUCUGGCCAGUUCGAAAGCUAGUUUUAUAACUGGCAAUUUGACAUCUAUGGAUGGCGGAAAAAACUGUUUGUGCCCAUAGUCAAAUCGUGGGUCUUUUUUUGCACGACAAAGCAAAAAACAAACUU